This is a messenger RNA of Lucilia cuprina (Australian sheep blowfly), 4077 nucleotides long. RefSeq lists its product as uncharacterized. The coding region runs from base 158 to 4063 and encodes 1301 amino acids. The transcript is spliced from 15 exons. The record is from RefSeq and is a predicted model, not a curated record. NCBI's taxonomy places the organism in Eukaryota, Metazoa, Arthropoda, Insecta, Diptera, Calliphoridae.
AAAAACGGCCAGCAGAAAUGCAACCCUGUUUUCCCUCUUUUUUGUGAGAAGAGUUAUUUUUCAGUCAAAGAAACAAAAAUUGGAUGGAAAUUAUAAUUCUUCAUAUUUUCUCUGCAAAUAACUUCACAAUUUAAAAGUGUUUUGUUUCAAAGAAAAUAUGUCUCUCGUACAAGACAACUAUAACGGUAAAUGGCGCACUGUUGCUGACCUUGAAAAUGCUGUCACUAACAUGGAAAAUAAUUUAGAAAAUAUGAAUAAAACUUUUAUAAAUAAAAUGUUAAAGUCAUUAUGCUCUUUAAUGGUAACAGUGCAACAUAAAGAAGCUGGAAUUUUUAAUGUGGCAAUCAGGUGGUUUCGUUUAUAUUUGAAAAUUCUCAUCACGAUCAAUCCCAAUGAUAGAAAACUAUUAAAACAUUAUGAAAAUACAGUGCCAACCAUUAUAACAUAUAUCAUUGGAUGUUUACAAUAUAAAUCAAAAGAAAUGCCAAACUAUCAUUAUGAUUUAUUAGAAAUAUUAGAAGAACUUUUGGAAAAUGUACCAUCCGAGGUAUUGAGUGAAAUAACAAAAUUCGAAAUUGGUACCAUCGGCUGCUUAUGGAAUCCCAUAGAUCUGGCGGGAGAUUUUAAUACUCAAUCGAAAGCUUUAAAAAUACUAACGAUACUUUUAAAACAAUUCGAUGGAAUUAGACAAAAUGAAGAGUUAAAAUGUAUUAAAUGGACAAAUUUAAAUUUAUUUCAAGAUAAAUUAAAAACUAUUGUUCAAGAGACGCAAUUAACACAUGUCAUAGAAAAUUCUACACGUGAUUUACUAAAUAAUUAUAAUAUGAAUUUAUCCAAAAAUGUUAUGGUUUAUUCAUUUUAUUGUACAACGGCAUUAAUGGAUAAUAAAUAUACAUUUUAUAAACCUUUGAAUCUUCAAAAGUUUUGGAUUGAUAUAAACUACAGCCCAAAAACGUUGUCCUUUAAGGCACGCUUUAAAUUGAACCCUAAAACGAAAUAUGAAGAUAUUAAUGUCAUUUUAAAGAUUCAAAUAAUGAAACUACAAAAUAAUAUUUUAUCGAUACGUUUUCAAACCCCAGGAGACUUUUCCAAACACGCUAAUUAUCUAACAAAUAUUACAGAUAAUUUAAUACAAUUUAGUCUAACCCAAGAUGAGAUUAAACGUUUAAAGGCUAAUAAUUAUGUAAUGGAAUACUUUAAUUCUUUAAAUGAAUCCGCACAAGUAAAACCUAAUAAAACUGAAAGGAAAGAUAAACACAUAUUAGAUUUAUUAAAAAAGAAUAUGUCGGCAAAUUUACCAGAUAAUAAAAAUAAAAGAUCAUCAAGCUCUCAAAGUGUUGCAAAUUCAUUUUCUAAAACUAAAAAAACAAAAUAUGAAAGUUAUAUUGAUUCUACUCCGGAAGGGGGACCAAAGCCUGAAAGUAAAUGUUUUUUAAAUCGAAUUGAAUCUAAAAAUUUAAAUAUGGAUCUUGUGGAAUCUCCCAAAACUUCCAGGGGAGAAGAAAAAGCAGGGCAAAAACAUCCCAUUAGAAAUUUGCGCACUAGAAAAAAAUUCUUUGCCUCAUUGAUGGAAGAUUCGGAUGAGGAAUUAGUAAUUAAACCGGCACAAAAACGAAAAUCUAAAAGUAGAAAACCAAGACAAACAAAAUCAGGCUGUAAACAAGUCUGUAAAGUAACACCCACUGUUGACUUGACUAAAAUGGAUAUUAUGGACAAUGUAAAGCUCAACAUGGAAAAUUCCAUAAUUGAAAAUGUUACUCCCAAAAAGUGUCCACCACUUUUAACAACACAAGACUGUAAAGAUGUAUUAAAACAAGUAGCCAAAAUUUAUGACGUUGCUGACAACACCUAUGCCGAACCCUGUCAAUCCUAUCGUAAUUUUAAAAUACAACCUAAUAACUCAACACAAACUUUAAAUGUUAAAAGUAGCGCGAAAUCAAAAAGUCGCAAGAAAAAAGUGGACCACCCUGAUAAUGAAUCAAGUGUAGAGAAAAUAAGAAAACUUACAAAUGAUUGUAUUCUCGAGAAUAAAGAAAAUAUUAAUCCUCAAAAUCUUAUAGUAGAAUCCAACAGUCUUCUUUUAGCAAAAACUAAAAGUAUUAUAUCGCCACAUCUUUUUGAAACACAAUUUAGUGAGAAUACUCCGUCUAAUAAAAACUUAAGGCCAACUCAUGAGAAUAUUCCAAGUAAAUUUGUUGAAAAUCUAGAAAUUGAUCUAACACAAGAUGAAAUAGUAAUAUCUGAUGCGUUACAUAAAAAUAAUGAAAACAAUUCCAGUUGUGAUUCUAUUGAAUGUGAAGAAGUUCGUGGUUUAAAUGAAAAUUCUUUAAAAGAUUUACAAUAUAUUUGUACUCCUACUAAAUCUAUACUCUACAAUAAUAGUGAAGUGAGUACGCCUAGACCUACUAGUUGUAUGAAUAUAUCGGAUUUAAAUGAUUCAGAUAUGGAAAUAACACAAGUUGUUAAUAAUCAAAAUUUUCUAAUGGAACGACUAAAUGUAAACAAUCAAGAAAAUAAUGCUAUAACUCAUCAAAUGUGUGAGUUGAAUAUGAAUACUACAUAUCCAUGUAAUAAUAAACAAAAAUUUAUUGUGGACCAACAAUUGGAGAACGCCUCAGAGUCUCAAGCAAAUAAUAAAGUGAUAAUUAAAAAUGUGGAUGUGUCAAUUGGUCUGCAAGAAAUUUUAAAUGAUUUUGAGUUUAAUUCAGAAGAUAAUCUAGAAUCAAAUUUUGAAAUAUCUAAUAAACAAAGAAAUUUUAAUGAAAUUGCUAACAAUCCAACGGAACGUGAUUAUUAUAAAGAUUGUGUUAUUUUUCAAAAACGUAUAGAUAAUGCUGAAGUUUCUGAUAGUUCUGAAGACGAUGAUAAUUUCGAUCAAUUCACAAAACUGCAAAUUAAUUCUAAUAAACAUAAUAAUCAAAAUUUUAUAGUUAUGCAAAAUCAACCAUUAUAUUUAAAUCAAAACCAACAAAGUGACCUAUGGACUACACCAGUUAAAAAUGAUAUGAUAUCAAGCAAUGUUACUAACACAAUGGCUACCAAAUGCCAAGUAACUCCCACAGCUGUAAUCGUACAGCAAAUCCAAGUUAGUGCCAAAAAAUCCGUCAUACUUAGAAAUAAAAAUUCAAGAAAGGAUUUGAAAUCUAAUAAAAAUUUAAAUGGCUACUUUCAAAACAUGGACUCAAAAAAUAAACAAUUAAUGGAUUUGAGAAAAGAAGAAAAUGUGUUACAAAUGAAAAAUUCAUAUCAGCCAAAAUUUAAUCAGUUAAUUUACCAUAAAGAUCCAACUAAUAGCAAAAAGAACCUCGAUCGUUAUUACGACAUAGCUAAAAGCCAAGAUAUGCAACAACAUAAUAAAGUUAAAAUUCCAUUAUAUUUACCAAUAGCUUUCCGCCAGCAAUAUUCUAAUAAUGCCAAUGCGAAACAAAUGAUUUAUUUUGAUAAUCCGUAUGAAACUCCUUCAACAAAUCCUGCAACUCAGACACAGGGUAAUGAUAAUGAUCAGAAUUUUGAACAACGAUAUAGUCAAUCUAAUUCCAAUACCACGGAAGGAAGUGAAAAUAAUUGCUUUGAAAAUAAUGAUUAUUCAUCCCGCAGUUUCUCUACAACAGCAUUAGAAAAUCGUGAAAAUUCUUUUAAAAAAGAUAUUUUACAAAUUCUCAAUGAAUUCAAUAAAAACUUUCAAUUGCGCUUAAAGAAUGCACAGAAAAUAUGUCUCAAAAAUGCCUCGUUACUUUAUAAGGAACAAUUUUGUGAAAUUGCACAAAACAUAUUAAAGAAAACUCAAGAACAUAAUAAUGAACUUGAGCAAAUACGUUGCAAUAUUGGACGUUUAGUAAGAGAAUUAGAAAGACAAUAUGAUAAAUUCGUUAAUAAAACAGAAAAAUUUGAUGUACACAAGGAAAUAAUGGAGCAGGUAUUGGAUUGUUUAACUAAUACUAAUGUAACAAAUUUUAUACAGCAAGAGUAUGAAGAGUUAUCACAGCAAUUCAAUUUUGAGCAAAAUAAAGUCGUUGAGAGAGUAUGGCAUAAAUAUAUGGAGAAUUUAAGAAAUGAAUAUUAAAUAAUAUUGUUAUU